Molecule: messenger RNA, 1324 nt
Organism: Camellia sinensis
Lineage: Eukaryota; Viridiplantae; Streptophyta; Magnoliopsida; Ericales; Theaceae
Source: RefSeq, a predicted model, not a curated record
AAAUGAGACAAGACUUAUUAAAAUUUGUAUGCAGUAGUCAUACAUUCAUGAAAAAGUAAAUAUUUAACUGAAUAUGAUAUUUCCCAACAGGUGCCAUGGUACUUGCUGACCGUGGACUAUGCUGUAUUGAUGAGUUUGAUAAAAUGUCUGCAGAACACCAGGCUCUUCUGGAAGCUAUGGAGCAACAGUGUGUCUCUGUUGCAAAGGCUGGAUUGGUGGCAAGUUUAUCAGCUCGAACUUCUGUCUUAGCCGCAGCAAACCCCGUUGGCGGUCAUUAUAACCGAGCAAAAACUGUCAAUGAAAAUUUGAAAAUGAGUGCUGCUCUACUCUCACGAUUUGAUUUGGUUUUCAUAUUACUCGAUAAACCUGAUGAGUUAUUGGAUAAACGGGUCUCCGAGCACAUUAUGUCCCUUCAUGCUGGACCUGGAGAACAUUCUCCAGCUGCAAAAAAGCUAUGUACAGCUUCACUGAAUGCUCGAGACAUACGGACACAAAGUGGUUCUUUAGUUUCAAGAUUGAGACUUGACCCUAAGAAAGAUGCUGAUUUUGCUCCAUUGCCCAGUCAGCUUCUUCGGAAAUAUAUUGCUUAUGCAAGAACUUUUGUCUUUCCCAGGAUGUCAAGGCCAGCAGCCGAUAUCCUACAGAAGUUUUACUUACGAUUGAGAGACCAUAGCACAUCUGCUGAUGGUACACCAAUAACAGCAAGGCAACUAGAAAGUCUGGUAAGGCUGGCAGAAGCUCGAGCUAGGCUGGACUUAAGAGAAGAAAUAACUGCCCAAGAUGCUUUGGAUGUUGUUGAAAUAAUGAAAGAAUCCUUGUACGAUAAGUAUGUCGACGAACAUGGUUUUGUGGAUUUUGGUCGCAGUGGAGGAAUGAGUCAACAAAAGGAAGCAAAACGAUUUCUAAGUGCCCUGAAUAAGCAAUCAGAGUUGCAGCAAAAAGAUUGCUUUUCAAUUUCUGAAAUAUACAGUUUGGCAGAUAGGAUUGGCUUAAGAGUUCCAGAUAUUGAUACAUUUGUGGAUAAUUUAAACAGCGUUGGUUAUCUACUGAAGAAGGGGCCAAAGACUUACCAGGUGCUAUCAUCAUCUUAUUCACGGAGUUUGUCGUCAAGGUAGAGGGGCUAAGUUUUGCAGCACUGGAGAGCAGGUCAAAUAUUGUUUAUAUUGCUUCUCUAUUUCCUUUAAUUUGGUUACAAUACUUCAUAUGUAAUAUGAUUGGCUUCUGGCACUACUACACUGAUUGUUGCCUUGAAGUUUCCAAAUGUUACUUUGACUGUAAAAUGUGCGAUGUGUUAUUGACAUAUAAUGCACAUUGGAUUUAACCA